AUGACGAUGACCGCGCUCCUGUCCGCCCUCCGCGGCGCUGGCCGCCGGCAGAUCACCGCCUCCACCGUUGCGGCGAGGCAGGCGACGGGCUCGCAUGUGUUGAGGGUCGAUGGGUUCACCCGAGUCAGGGAGAAGGCGGCCAAUGGCACCGCCGUGCAGUCAAGCCGGUUCGGCGUCGGCGGCCACGACUGGCGUAUUCAAUGCUACCCGAACGGCGACACAGAGAUGGCCGAGGGCCAUCUCUCCCUCUACCUCAUCCACGAAGGCCAGGCCAAGACCGGCGAUGCCACGGCAACGUUCAAGAUAAGCCUGCUCGACAAGGCCUGGGAGCCAUGCCGCAGUGGAAGCCAAGAAGAACACCGCUUCGACGUGGACCAUGGUUGGGGCUGGAACAGAUUCAUGAGACUCGAAGAUCUGGACAAGGAGAAGCACCUCAAGGAUGACUGCCUGUCCGUCCUCUGCGACGUUACCGUCGACCUUGGGCUGCGCGCCGACGACCACACUGAUGAGGCCGCCGAGGCGGAGGAGCUCAAGUCGGCGCCACCGCCGUUUGAUUUGCGCGGCGUCGCACUCGCGGAGGCUCUGUGGAACACGCAGGCGGCCGACGUGAUGAUCCACCUCGGCGACGGACAGAAGAUGGCAGCCCACCGGUGGGUGCUGGAGGCCCGAUCCCCGGUCUUGAAGGCGGAUCUCGCGCUCGCCUCGACCACCGACGAGAGCAUUACCAAACUACGCGUCGAUGGCAUGAACGCCGACGUGUGCAAGGAGCUGCUCCAGUUCAUCUACACGGACUCGCCGCCUCGGCAGAUGGAUCAGGUGGCCGACGCCGUGGUGGAGGGGCUCCUUGUGGCGGCGGACAGGUAUGAGCUGGAGAAGCUCAAGGUCGUCUGCGAGGAUGCGCUGUGCAAGAUGGUUGACGCAAGGUCCGUGGCCGCUACCCUGGCGCUGGCCGAGCGUUACCGCUGCCCGAAACUGACGGAGGUGUGCAUCAAGUUCCUCUCUUAUCCUCAUAACCUCAAGGCCGUCAUGGCGUCUGACGACGGUUUCGAGCAGCUCAAGACGGGCUGCCCAUCCGCCCUGCUGGAGCUCCUCGUGAAGAACAUGCCCAUGCCCAUGCCCACCCAUGACCAUGAACAAACAAUUACUAGUACAAGCAGCCACAUAGUUAGUUACUCCGAUCAAACAAAGAGUGAGCACAGAGAUUAG
Messenger RNA from Hordeum vulgare subsp. vulgare (domesticated barley), 1206 nucleotides. Its product is annotated as BTB/POZ and MATH domain-containing protein 1-like. The transcript has a single exon. Gene Ontology annotation, biological process: protein ubiquitination. The record is from RefSeq and is a predicted model, not a curated record. Gene Ontology annotation, molecular function: protein binding. NCBI's taxonomy places the organism in Eukaryota, Viridiplantae, Streptophyta, Magnoliopsida, Poales, Poaceae. Bases 1 to 1206 code for a protein of 401 amino acids.